Messenger RNA from Sclerotinia sclerotiorum 1980 UF-70, 291 nucleotides. RefSeq lists its product with no specific name. The record is from RefSeq and is a predicted model, not a curated record. Bases 1 to 291 code for a protein of 96 amino acids. NCBI's taxonomy places the organism in Eukaryota, Fungi, Ascomycota, Leotiomycetes, Helotiales, Sclerotiniaceae. The transcript is spliced from 4 exons.
AUGGACAAUGAGUGUGGGCCAAGUUUCGGCAUGCGGAGAAUGAUGGGUAUUAUCGCCUUGAUGAUCGUAAUCGUUAGUUCGGUGGAUGACCACAAUAUCAAGCCUAUCUUUUCACCUAAGAUAGAUGUUCGUAUUCAUAGUAUUGAGCGAGAGGAUGCCAAAACUCAUUUACGUCAUGAUCAGCAUCUUUUCAUUCUUCAUAUUCAAGUUCUAAAGUAUGAUCCAUGGCAGAGUCGCAAGAAUAAAGUCUGGGCCAGCGGAGCGAGUGAAAUCGCAGAUAUCCAUAGCUAA